AUGGCCCAGCAAAACGGUACCACCAGCAAUGACUUCACCGUCAAGGCUGGUCUCGCGCAGAUGUUGAAGGGUGGCGUGAUUAUGGACGUCGUCAAUGCGGAGCAGGCUCGCAUUGCUGAGGAGGCCGGUGCUGCCGCCGUCAUGGCCCUCGAGCGUGUCCCCGCCGAUAUCCGUGUCGAAGGUGGCGUUGCCCGUAUGUCUGACCCCGGUAUGAUCAAGGAGAUCAUGGAGGCCGUUACUAUCCCCGUCAUGGCCAAGGCCCGUAUUGGUCACUUCGUCGAGUGCCAGAUCCUCGAGGCCAUUGGUGUCGACUACAUCGACGAGUCCGAAGUCCUGACCCCCGCCGACGAUGUUUACCACGUUACCAAGACCCCCUUCAAGGUUCCCUUCGUCUGCGGCUGCCGCAACCUCGGUGAGGCCCUCCGCCGCAUCUCCGAGGGUGCUGCUAUGAUCCGCACCAAGGGUGAAGCCGGUACCGGCGACGUCGUCGAGGCCGUUAAGCACAUGCGCACCGUCAACGCCCAGAUUGCCCGCGCCCGCGCUAUCUACCAGACUGCCGCUGACCCAGAGCCCGAGCUGCGCGCUUUCGCUCGUGAGCUGGAGGCUCCCUACGAGCUCCUCCGCCAGGCUGCCGAGCUCGGCCGUCUGCCCGUCGUCAACUUCGCUGCUGGCGGUGUUGCUACCCCCGCCGAUGCGGCGCUGAUGAUGCAGCUGGGCUGCGACGGCGUCUUCGUUGGCUCCGGUAUCUUCAAGUCUGGUGAUGCCAAGAAGCGCGCGAAGGCCAUUGUCCAGGCCGUUACCCACUACAAGGAUCCCAAGGUUCUUGCUGAGGUUAGCGAGGGUCUGGGUGAGGCCAUGGUUGGCAUUAACGUGCAGAAGAUGCCCGAGGCUGACAAGAUGGCCGGCCGCGGCUGGUAA
Messenger RNA from Penicillium cataractarum, 918 nucleotides. RefSeq names its product pyridoxal 5'-phosphate synthase subunit PdxS. Bases 1 to 918 code for a protein of 305 amino acids. The transcript has 3 exons. Gene Ontology annotation, molecular function: amine-lyase activity. The record is from RefSeq and is a predicted model, not a curated record. NCBI's taxonomy places the organism in Eukaryota, Fungi, Ascomycota, Eurotiomycetes, Eurotiales, Aspergillaceae. Gene Ontology annotation, biological process: pyridoxine biosynthetic process; pyridoxal 5'-phosphate biosynthetic process; amino acid metabolic process.